ACAGACAAUAACUGUAACACACGGAACAUUUCAGUACAGCGUUUUGGUUCCAGUUAAAGGUCGACUUUAUAGCCGUCUGUUGUUUUCAGCUAAACAACGCGCAAAUAGACUACUAAUUUCAAAAUGCCGAGAGGAAGCAGAUCAUCACGGAUGGCGCCUCCUGCCAGACGGGCUCCAUCACCACAGCCAAUGUCGAGGGCUCCACCUCCCAUGGCCAGGGCGGCCCCCCCUCCCUCCUAUGCCCCGGCUCCAGCACACGCUCCUCCGUCUGCUGUGGGUGCCCCAGCAGCACCCAAGCAGCCCGGUAUGUUCGCCCAGAUGGCGACUACAGCAGCUGGAGUGGCAGUGGGAUCUGCAGUCGGACACGUCAUCGGCAACGCCAUGACUGGAAGUGGAGGAGGAGGAAACUCAGAGUCUGCCAAGCCUGAUGUCACAUAUCAGGAGCAGAACCAGCAGUACCCGGCUCAGCCCAUGUACCAGCAGCAGCCACAGUCCUCCAUGUACCAGCAGGAGGCCCCUCAGCAGCAGCAGGCCUGCUCCUAUGAGCUCAAACAGUUCAUUGAGUGUGCCCAGAACCAGCACGACUACAAGCUCUGCGAGGGCUUCAGCGAGGUGCUCAAACAGUGCAAGUCUAACUAUGGUAUGUCGUGAGACUGAGAUAACAUCCUGGAGAAUGAAGCAGAGCGCACACAAACUCAAAUAAGCGGUCAUGCUUGAUCAAUAGUACUAGGGUGUUGAUUCUUAAAAAGAUUUGUUACUAUUGUGUUCAUUCUCAGGACAAUGCUGUAGAGUUGGAAGUAACAGUGGUAUAAAUAAUGUUUAUAUAUCGUGUUGCAUGUUAAUUUCAGUGGAGUGUUGUUCAUUAGCUUUAGUGCUUUUAAUUUAAAUAAAUGAACUGCAUUUGUUGAUCAUGCUACCUUGUAAAACCAUCAGUUCCUGUCUUCUGGAUGAUGGAGGUCUGCAGUUUAGGUUUUAAAACAAUAAAGCACUUCAAAAAACAA
Molecule: messenger RNA, 1001 nt
Organism: Gymnodraco acuticeps
Lineage: Eukaryota; Metazoa; Chordata; Actinopteri; Perciformes; Bathydraconidae
Gene: chchd2
Product: coiled-coil-helix-coiled-coil-helix domain containing 2
Exons: 4
Coding region: 124-651 (175 amino acids)
Biological process (GO): positive regulation of transcription by RNA polymerase II; mitochondrion organization
Cellular component (GO): mitochondrion; nucleus
Molecular function (GO): sequence-specific DNA binding
Source: RefSeq, a predicted model, not a curated record